GAAAAGGCAUCUCAUCGUCUUUGCAUUUAACUGUUAACAGUCCCAACAAUCCCCAGCUCUCUGUAUGAACGUCCUGCUCUUUCCACUCCCAUUUAUGAAUCCUGUCCCCUGUUUCUUCCCAUUAUAGGAUACCCAUUGCGCCAUUCUAGGCCCCAAAUCUCUGAAUCUUCAUCUCCAACCCUUCAUUUCUCACGGAAUCCAAUACCCAUCCUAUCCCAAUUGCAAAUUCAGGCACUCGAACCGCUAAAUUGAGACGGGGAAACCAAAAACUAUGAUGAAGAUUCGAUUCCAUGUGGCGAGUAAGCGGCAAUUUCCUCAGAUCUUCUGUUUCUUCCAGAAUUAAGAGGUUUGUGUAAUCCCUAGCACCGCCUAUUUCCGCAAUGCAUGGCUACAGCCGCUUGAGCACUUCGCGUUCCAGUCUCUCGCAGUCGCCACCGUCAUCGCCUCGGUAUCGGCAACUAAGGAGUCUGAGUAGCAGUGAUAGUGGUAGAGGUACCGUUGGUUUUAGUGUUCGUGACCCGAAGCAGAGCAGCGGCAGCAUUAUGGAGAAAUUGGUUUUUCUGAUUUUGUCGGCGGUGUUCAGAAGGAAAGGGCUACUUCUGUUUGCUCCUUUGUUGUAUAUUUCGAUGAUGUUAUUGUAUAUGGGGUCUGUGAAUUUCGACGUUUCCAUUUCCAAUCUCAAAACCAGGGUUGUUUCAGUUAAUAAACGCCCUCCGCCAGGGUCUGUGUAUAUGAGUUCUCAGGUUUUUGAGAAGCUCUGGCCGUUCAUGGAAGUUGAGACACGAAAUAGCUCCACACAUGCGUUGUCAACUGCAUGGAACUCGAGAGUGCACCAUGUUUGGAAACCAUGUAUCAAUCGAAGCACUUUGACAGAGUUGCCAAACUCGAAUGGUUUUCUUAUCAUUGAAGCAAAUGGCGGGUUAAAUCAGCAAAGGUUGUCGAUAUGUGAUGCAGUUGCAGUGGCUGGACUACUGAAUGCUUCUCUUGUCAUUCCAAUAUUUCAUUUGAAUAGUGUUUGGCGAGAUUCAAGCAAAUUCGGUGAUAUUUUCGAUGAAGAGUUUUUCAUACAAGCACUAAGCAAGCAUGUUAAUAUUGUGAGAGAGCUCCCAGCUGAUGUACUGCAGCAGUAUGAUAACAAUAUAAGCAGUAUUGUGAACUUGAGAGUGAAAGCAUGGUCAAGCCCAAUGUACUAUUUGCAUAAAGUCCUUCCGAAGCUUUUGCAAUUGAGGGCUGUGAGGAUCGCCCCGUUCUCCAAUCGGUUGGCUCAUGGAGUUCCUCCAGAUGUUCAAGCACUAAGAUGCUUAGCCAAUUUUGAAGCUUUGAGGUUUGCAGAAUCUAUAAGAACGUUGGCCGACCUCAUGGUUGGUCGAAUGAUAAAAAAAAGCUCUCAGAGUGGAGGAAAAUAUGUUUCUGUGCAUCUUCGUUUCGAAGAGGAUAUGGUUGCAUUUUCGUGCUGUGAAUACGAUGGUGGUGAAGAAGAGAAGCACGAGAUGGACCUGGCUAGAGAAAGGAGCUGGAGAGGAAAAUUCAGAAGAAGAGGGAGAGUCAUAAGGCCUGGUGCUAAUAGGGUGGAUGGCAAAUGCCCUUUAACCCCACUUGAGGUCGGAAUGAUGCUUAGAGGAAUGGGUUUUGAUAAUACAACUGUCAUAUAUGUUGCAGCAGGAAAGAUUUAUAAAGCAGAAAAGUAUAUGGCUCCACUUAAGCAGAUGUUUCCACGUUUAGAAACGAAAGAUACUAUAGCUACUAAGGAAGAACUUGCUCCCUUCAAGGGCCACUCUUCCAGAUUGGCUGCUCUUGAUUACACAGUAUGUCUUCAUAGUGAAGUCUUUGUCACAACUCAGGGUGGAAAUUUCCCCCACUUUUUGAUGGGUCAUAGGCGCUAUAUUUAUGCCGGACAUGCAAAGACAGUCAAACCAGAUAAGAGGAAACUAGCAUUAACUUUUGAUGAUCCUAACAUACGAUGGAAAAACUUCGCGCAACAAAUGCAAGACAUGCUUCGCCACAACGACCUAAAGGGAAUGGAAAUGAAAAAGUCGAGCGGAUCGUUGUACACAUUUCCCAUGCCAGAUUGCAUGUGCAAAGUACCAAAGACGAAGAACAAUGGGUAAUCUUUUGGACAUACAGACAGAUUUUUUUUGGUCUCCAAAGGUACACAAUUUACUUAUACCUAUAAUUUUUGCAUUGUAUUAUUAUGCAAUUGGAACGCAUAAAUAUUCUUUGAUGUAAGUGGAGAGGAUAGUUUUGUAGGCUGUGAUUUUGUGGGGUCAUUUUAGCUGCUGGAAUUGGUUCACUGACACAAACAUUCAUUGUAUAUGCAAAAAAAAACAUAACAUUCUGAUGUCAAAUGAUUUGAAGAUAUUGUUCUUUUUA
Cucurbita maxima (winter squash) is the source of this 2370-nucleotide messenger RNA. Its product is annotated as O-fucosyltransferase 9. The transcript has 10 exons. Lineage: Eukaryota; Viridiplantae; Streptophyta; Magnoliopsida; Cucurbitales; Cucurbitaceae. The record is from RefSeq and is a predicted model, not a curated record. The coding region runs from base 381 to 2108 and encodes 575 amino acids.